Molecule: messenger RNA, 1443 nt
Organism: Phytophthora nicotianae INRA-310
Lineage: Eukaryota; Oomycota; Peronosporomycetes; Peronosporales; Peronosporaceae
Exons: 2
Coding region: 77-1327 (416 amino acids)
Source: RefSeq, a predicted model, not a curated record
CUCGAGCGAGGCUACCUUCCCGUGUCACACUACCAACAUUCUUUUUCUAGUGUAAUACAAGUUGUGCAGCACAACCAUGAGCGGCUUCCUGCCCCUAGAAGACCUGGAGCCGACGCUCUCGGACGUUCUAGCCUUCAUUGACACGUUCGACAGCGACGCCACGGCCUCCACAUCCAGCAGCAGCUCCGACGAUGGCAAUAACUCUCCUCGUCCUACCCCUGCCCCGCAAUCCGCCGUCGAACGCCGCAAAACUCGCAAAGCCGCCGCCUCACGUCGCUGUCAACAGAAGAAACGCGCUGAGCUUCUGGCUCUACGUGCACAGGUAGCAGCGCUCGAGAACCGCCUCCAGGAGCUCAGUAAGGAGAAGAGGAAAGGCUCAGUGGGUACGCGUCUAGACAGUAACCAGAGACUCAGUGUAACCCAGUUAUGGCGGGAUAAGGCGCGAUUGGAGCACCAACUGCGACGCCAGAGCGAGGAGAGGAACAACCAGCUCAAAACAGUCGUAGCCAGACAGAGCAACGUCGCUCAGGCCGUGCGGAACGUGCUGGGCGGCAUCACGAACGUCGUGAAUAUCGAGGUAGCACUUCGUACCCCUCCACCGACCGUCACUCCUACGGUACUGGAAGGUUUCGUGCCAAACCUGCAUGAUGCAAUCUAUGGAGAACUGUCAGACCGCCUGCGCAGAAUGUAUGUCGAUGUGAACUCGAGAUUCACGUCCUUGGGGACUGUUAUGAUCCAAGACGUGUCCACUGGGAUGCAAGUGGAGACGGAUGCGGUCACUGGAGUGCCGUUUGUGGAGCUCAAGACGGCCAUGACGACGAGUUUGAGCUUGAAACAAACGGAGAAGGUCGUGAUGGGCUUGAAGUCGUGCUAUUACAAGAGAUAUCGGAAAUAUCUGACAGAGUUGGGGAUGAAGAAAGAGAGUGAGUAUGAACUACGAGAUGAGGAAAUGGCGGUGGCAAUGAGCUCCUUGUCACUGUCGCGGUCGCACGAAGAAGAGAACCGCCUCGUUCUCACGUUCUCUACGCUGUCGUGCGACCACCCGACGGAUUCCGGACUGCGUUUCCGUGAAGAAGGUUUUGUGUUGGUGACGAAGUCGCCGCUUGACCCUCAGGCUGGUACUGUCAUUCAGUCGUACUAUCGCCUCACCCCUGAAAUUAGCGCUGGAGCAGUAUCGCCUGCGUCUUCUGGAGUGGCCACUCAAGACGCUACCAAGAUGUUUGUGCUGCAGAAUUUGGGCAAGAGGAUGUGGUCGAAUCUUCAGACAAUACAAGCAAAUUGUAUUGAGGCACAACUGAACCCUGCUGCGAUCCCAGCGACCUGCUAAAAAAAAAUAAAGUGGAAGAUUGAGAAAACCUUUUUCUUUAACGAAACUACUUCUCAACUUUCCUUUACGUGAACGAGAGUAUCGUUUAUUGUUACUUGUAAGUACUAAGUAUUGGG